This is a messenger RNA of Adineta ricciae, 1371 nucleotides long. NCBI's taxonomy places the organism in Eukaryota, Metazoa, Rotifera, Eurotatoria, Adinetida, Adinetidae. The record is from the annotation of a GenBank genome assembly.
AUGGUUGAAGCAACAUUUAGUUAUCAAUUUGACUCGUCGUCAAACCCUUCUUCACCCUCCAUGUCGGCUGUCAGCGUGACAACAUCGUCUAUUGCAACAGUACUAGCCAAUUCGAACCGUUUACUCGCCCUCAAAUGGUCUGUCAGAAUCAUCGGUGGUCUUCUAAUUGUCAUCGGUGGCAUCGGAAAUACGCUAUCUGCGUUGACACUUAGUAGAAAAAAGCUACGAGCUCAAGUUACAUCGAUAUACCUCAUCGCCUUAGCAUUAUCUGAUCUAGGUAAUGUGUUCUUCAGUGUAUUGAAUUUCUAUCUCGUCCGUCUUGAUCCUCAACAGAAUAUGCGUGUUCACAGCAAUCUUGCUUGCAAAUUGCACAUCUUUUUUACAUAUUAUUUUAUUAAUCUCUCUCCAACGUUGCUCGUUGCUGUCAGUGUUCAACGUUAUCUUGCUGUUGCCAAACAUCACUAUUCCAAACGACAUUGUACUGUUAAAAAUGCCUAUAUAAUCAUCGGAUUGAUUUGUUUCUUCUCCAUUUUUAUCCAGUUGCAUUGGGCUAUUUUCUACGAACUUCAAUUGAUACCGGUGAAAGAAAUAUCAACAGGAAUGAAUCGAACUAUCAUCUAUCGACGGGUGUGUAACAUCACAUCCGAUUAUCCACAGUAUAUGUGGUUUCGUUCGCAUAUGAUUGGCUACAUUCAAUGGUUUUUCUUUACUCUUUGUCCGUUCGUCGUCAUGUUAAUUCUCAAUUCCUUGAUUUUGAAAGUCAUCGCAUCAGCACGACGUAUUCAAGAGCGAAUUAAUCAGAAAAAUCAACGGAAAAAAGCGAAACAACGCAAUAUGACCAUUAUGCUUUUAUCAGUUUCGUGUGUCUUCAUCCUUCUGACAGCACCCGCAUCGACAUUCAUGGGCUUCGGACAUUUAUUUAAAAACUUGCAUGGUCCAAAUUCACAGUCGUUAUGGACGAUGUUCUCUUUGAUCUAUUAUGCGAACACAGCUGCCAAUUUUUUACUUUAUUUUCUGACUGCCAACGUUUUUCGACAAGAACUUCGCGUAAUGAUCCUAUCUCUUCCAGGUUGUUCGAAGGUCGUCCCUCCAUCUGCUCGUCUGAGUACACCUAAUGCGGCAAAUCUGACAACAGUCGGUGAGGGCGUUCUGCCAACAACUACAACACCGAUAUUACGAAAAAGUCAAUUGACAACUUUUGCUUCGCUUAACUCAACAAUAUGUCGCAGUCAGGACACAAUAUCGGAUCCGUAUCAAAAGCGCAAUGGCACUGAAUUGUUACUAAGAAAUUCGAUCAGUCAAAAUCAUAAUCAGACGUUGAUUCAUAACAAUAUCGAUCAUGAUGUAGACGAUCUUGAUUCGCCAUUAUGA